UUUGUAGGUGGUUGAUAGGUUUGUCGGUCACGUGACUUACAACUGAACGACGUGACGUUAAUCAAACGCACCCAACUCUGUUCAUUGAAAGAAAUGGCGACCACGGAAGUGGAGUGUAGACGAGGUCGGCUGGCUGCUCUGUCCAUAGCAGCAGUAGUCAUACUGGUGGGAGUCCCUCUGUGGUGGCGAACAACUCAGACAUACCGGGCCUGGCUGCCUGUCAGUCAGAUAACAGAGCUGGCUAAGCUGCAGUUACAGUUAAGUGUUGAUGUGGAAGUUGUGUUUGCGCGUGGAACGGUGACACCGGAACAGCAGAAGAAGAUCCCACUGACACGGACCCGGGAUGAGGAACACACAGUAGAUGAGAGCACGGCUUUGAGGUACAGGUUUGAGACGAAGUAUCGCACAGCUACAAUUAUGGAGGAGGAUGCGCUGAACCAGUUGACAGCUGCAGAGGCAGAUGUGUCCCUGCACACACUGAGCGAGAGUCUUUGUGGGUCUUUGGUUGUAUAUGUGAUCCCAGAGUCAUCAUCACUGCUGCCUCAGGGUGGGGAGGUGUAUAUCGGUCAACAGCGGACAGCCUUGCUGCGUAUUGGUGCCCAGAUGAGAGUGGGGAGGACACUAGAGCAAUUGCUGGCUCAUCUGGAGCCGAGGCUCAAGCAGGUGAUGCAGGUGAUGUCCUUCAGUCACUCUGACAUCACAGCUGCCCUCAGUGACAGAGUCCGUCUCAGCCCUGGGAGCAAGCAGAGUAAGGCUGACAGUAUGAGAGCCUUCAAAUCCAGCCCAGGUUAUGAGAUUACUUUUAGUCUUUUAAACCCAGACCCAAAGUCUCACCGGUUACACUGGGACAUAGAAGGUGCUGUGAAGACCUACGUGCAACCUUUGCUAACAAAACUUGCUCCUGUGGCAAAUUUCAGCAUUGACUCUCAGAUCUUAUACUAUGCCGUGCUUGGUGUGAACCCGCGUUUUGACAGCAGCUAUAACGCCUACACACUGAAUGCUGAGAGCCUUGCACAUGUCAUCAAUCCUGUGGAGGCUAGACUUGGCUCAAAUGCUGCAUCUUCCAACCCGAUGUUGAACUUUCUGCUGUACGUCCCAGAUGUUCAGCGUUCACCCCUUUACAUCCACGACCACAAAAAACAAGCAGUGCCUUCUAAUGCUUUUCACUCUCCACGGUGGGGGGGAAUAAUGGUUUAUAAUGUAAAUGAUUACUAUGGACCAGACGCUGAAUUCCCUGUUGACAUUAAUAUCAACAUGGCCAAAGUCAUGGGAGUCUUCCUUGCACAACUUCGACUGUUGCUGGGUGUGCAGACAUCCUCACAUCCCCCUGGCUUUGUCAUGGCGCCAUGUGGAAACACAGGGAUAGCUGAUUGGGAGCUGGACCGUCUCAUGUGGAGUCGGAGUGUGGAAAACAUUGCAACAGCAACCACAACCAUCACCUCAUUGGCACAGUUAUUGGACCAGAUAGGCAAUAUUGUUAUCAAUGACAACAUUGCAGAACAGGUGUCCAGUGCUGUCACGUCUUUGCAGCUUGCUGUGGCUGAGUUGGAGGCUGGGAACCUGGGCUUUGCUCUGCAGUACAGUAAAGAGGCCAUCUUGGCAUCAGAGAGAGCAUUUUUCGACCCCUCGCUCCUCCACCUCCUUUACUUCCCUGAUGACCAGAAGUUUGCCAUCUACAUACCACUCUUCCUACCAAUGUGUGUGCCUAUUCUGCUGUCACUGCUUAAAAUAGUGUCUGAAGUCAGACAGAAACGCAGAGAAAAGCAAGCAAAAAAAGACUGAGAUGCACUGGAGGAAAAGAAGUAUAAAUUAGAAAUUUAAGCAAAAACAACUGUCAGUGGCCAUGACAGUUAAGUACAAAUGUGUUUGUGAGCAAGGUGCAUGAGAUUUAUGGUUGUGUAUGAUUUUUAUUGUUUUGGGUGAGAAUUGUUUCUCAUCAGAUUUGAAUGGUUUACACUGUAUUGUUCAAAACCUGAAUGUGAACACUGAUACUGAAAUUAUACUUUUAUUUAAGUUAUUAACAAAUAAACAUCAGUUUAUAUCUU
Messenger RNA from Betta splendens (Siamese fighting fish), 2045 nucleotides. RefSeq names its product phosphatidylinositol glycan anchor biosynthesis, class S (gene pigs). Gene Ontology annotation, cellular component: GPI-anchor transamidase complex. The transcript is spliced from 12 exons. The record is from RefSeq and is a predicted model, not a curated record. Gene Ontology annotation, biological process: attachment of GPI anchor to protein. NCBI's taxonomy places the organism in Eukaryota, Metazoa, Chordata, Actinopteri, Anabantiformes, Osphronemidae. The coding region runs from base 94 to 1782 and encodes 562 amino acids.